Molecule: messenger RNA, 690 nt
Organism: Syzygium oleosum
Lineage: Eukaryota; Viridiplantae; Streptophyta; Magnoliopsida; Myrtales; Myrtaceae
Exons: 1
Coding region: 1-690 (229 amino acids)
Molecular function (GO): nucleic acid binding; RNA-DNA hybrid ribonuclease activity
Source: RefSeq, a predicted model, not a curated record
AUGGUGGCGACUACUCUGUGGCAUAUCUGGAAAUCCCGGAACAACUCGAUCUUUAGAGGCCAAAAUCCAAAUGCGGAGGAAACUGUAGAAGCUGCGCAAGUGAUGGAAGAAAAUUAUGAAAAAUGGGGGAUUCAUAUGGCAAAAAUAGGGAACGGAAGAGAAGGGGCAGCUUCACCAACCUGGAUUGCACCGGAAAGAGGGAGGCUGAAAAUCAAUGUUGAUGGCUCGCUUGUGGAGGGAUCAACCGACGGUGCGAUAGCGUGCAUUUGCCGGGAUCACACCGGGGUUCUCGUCGAUGGACUCACAAAAUCUGUCAAGGCAUCCUCGGUGGCUCAAGUUGAAACACUAGCUGUACUGGAGCCAAUGAGAUUUGCAAAACACCGAAGUUUGAAGGAAGUUAUAGUUCAGUCAGAUAGACUUGAACUGAUUCGUACAUUGUCGGGUGCAGAUCAAGUCAAUUGGGAGAUUCGAGUGCUCAUUAAAGAAUGCAGGGACCUUCUUGUGGACCUCCCUUUGUUGCAGUUGAAGUAUUGUCCAAGGAGUUCAAAUUCGGUUGCAGACUUGGCAGCGAAAAACCACCGAAACCAACUUCUUCCACUGAACUGGCUGUCUUCCCCACCCCCGGCCCUCUGGGCCUUGCUAUGUAAAGAUGCCCCGCUUUUGGGCUCAGCUACUCUAUCACGUUUAUGA